AAGAAUCAUGGCUUCUAAAAGAAUAGUUUUGUUCAUCGUUAUCCUGUUUGCAGCAUGUGGCAAUUCAUGGUGGCGAAGGCGUCAUCGAAGAUGCCCAACAAAUCCUUGUAAAUGGAAAUGGGGUUCAUGCAGUAAAACUUGUGGAGGAGGAAUAAGAUAUCCAGUCAAAACUCAAAACCAGGGACAAUGUGGAAGUUGUAACAUGCCAAAAGCGAAACCCUGCAACACAAACUGCUGCCCAGUGAAUUGUAAAUGGGGAAGUUGGAAUUCCUGGUCUACCUGCUCCGAAAAAUGUGGAGGCGGUACUCAGGUUCGUUCGCGGAGAUAUUCAGGACCCUCUUGCGGCGGAGCAGCUUGUUCUGGACCGGCAGUUGAAACUCGGGCUUGUAACGAACAAUGCUGUGCAGUAAAUUGCUCUUGGGCAGCAUGGGGAGAAUGGGAAGGAUGCUCAAAAAGUUGCGGCGGUGGAAUCAAUGUUAGACACCGCGGAUUUGCAUCAGUGGCACAAUGUGGUGGACAACCUUGCAAUGGAAGUGUACAUGACGAAAAACCGUGCAACAGUCAAUGCUGUCCUACAGACUGUGCUUGGCAGAAUUGGCAACAGUGGAGCUCAUGUUCAGCACUUUGUGGAGGGGGUACACAACAAAGAAAAAGAGGACAAAAUCCUGUGUCAUCUUGCGGGGGGAGUCUAUGCGUUGGAGAAUCUGUUGACGAACGACCAUGCAAUGAAAAUUGUUGUCCUCAGAACUGCGUUUGGGGGGAGUGGGGCAACUGGACGUCGUGUACAAAAACAUGUGACGGGGGAUAUCAAUACCGCGAACGCCAAGUUGCAGUUGCUGCUUUAUGUGGUGGAAAAGAAUGUAUAGGACAAAACGAAGAAAUUGAAAUCUGCAACGAACAAUGUUGUCCAGUGGAUUGCGCCUGGAAUGAUUGGGGAGAUUGGGGCGAGUGUACGAAAACAUGCAACAAAGGAAUGCAGUCCAGAGAAAGAUCUGUCAACGUUUUCGCUUUGUGUGCAGGGCAGGACUGUGAUGGUACCACAUCCGAGACAAGAUCAUGUAAUGACUUUUGCUGUCCUUCACAAUGUGAAUAUCAUCCUUGGGGCGAAUGGAGCAUGUGCAGCAAGUCAUGCGGGAACGGAACACAAACGAGAUCACGAAAAGUUGAGAUGGGGUCAUCUUGCAUUGCAGAAAAAUGCCAAGGAGAAAAGACGGAAAUACGUGACUGCAGCACAAACUGUUGCCCGGUGAACUGUGCUCUGUCCGAAUGGACAAAAUGGUCAGAUUGCACUUACACAUGCGGAAGCAAUGGCCUGCAAAGUCGUUCAAAGCAAAUUAUUCAGCAAGCCAGUUGUGGCGGACUAGAAUGCAAUAUUCAGGAAUCUUUAAUUCAGGCACGGCAAUGCAAUCGAGUAUGUUUUAACGGUGGGUUAAUGUCAGUACUUGAUGGAUGUGCUUGCAUUGACAGCUGGACUGGUGAUUGUUGCCAAUUGGAUAUCAAUGAAUGUGAUUUCGUGACUUGCCCUGAAAAUUCUAAAUGUCUCAACACCGCUGGUUCUUUUGAAUGUGUCUGCAAUCACAACUUUACUAAGCAUGGUGGACUAUGCGACUCGUAUGACGAAUGCAGUGUUCGAGGUCAAAAAUGUCACGAACAAGCAGAAUGUAUGGGGGAAGAAGGAAAUUAUGCUUGCAAAUGUCUUCCUGGAUUUGAGGGCGAUGGAACAAUGUGUAAAGAUGUUGACGAAUGUGAAUUAGAGGAAAUACAGGCAACAAUUGAAGAACACAAUGCUUUCAAAUUGGAUAUUUACAUGUCAGGAUCCGGUGGUGGAAAAUCUCCGCUUUGCCAUACUGAAGCAACUUGUAUUAAUACUUAUGGCAGUUACAAAUGCCAGUGCAAUCAAGGAUACACGGGGGAUGGUUUAACUUGUUCAGAUAUAGAUGAAUGCAGUUUAAUGAACAAUGAAAUGCAGCAAUACAAUUAUGGUCUUCAAGAAGACGAUAAACAAGAUAUUAUGUACACAGUAGAAAGUUCGACAAUCAUUGCCUGCAGUUAUUAUGCAAAUUGCACGAACGUUCCUGGUGGUUACAAUUGUUGGUGCAAACCAGGGUUUUACGGUGAUGGAUUUACUUGUGAAGGUAUGGAAUGA
This is a messenger RNA of Styela clava, 2146 nucleotides long. The record is from RefSeq and is a predicted model, not a curated record. NCBI's taxonomy places the organism in Eukaryota, Metazoa, Chordata, Ascidiacea, Stolidobranchia, Styelidae.